CCCACAUAGAAACCCCACAUAGUAAUGACACCCUCCCCCUUUUUCUUCCCUACAUAACCACACUUCAAGUGAUCAUCAAAAAUCAAAACACAUAUUUGUAACAUCUUAACCUUCAACUACAAUUAAGUUUCUGAAAAAUCGAUACUCGUUUACAAUGAAGAACUACCCGAAAAUGGGAGUUAAAGUGGUGGCGCCGCCCCAUGCAGGUGCCAUCUGGCGGGAAAGACUAGGUUCCGCCUUCAGAACCGCGAUAGCAUGCACCAUAAUUGGUUGCACCGCUCUCUACGGUCCAGACAAUGUCCGAAACCAGAUUCAAUACCCAUCCGUGGCCUACGUGACCGCGAUACUAAUUGUUUCUGACGCAACACUUGGCACCACUUUAAGAGGUUCUUGGAACGCGUUUUGUGCCACCGUGCUAGUGGUUCCCUCGACGUUGCUAUGUUUUUGGGUGGUGGGCCCGUCUAAGUUUACGGAGGCUGGUGCUACCGUGGCGGUGGCUUUGAGUGCGUUUGUUGUGGCCAUUCCCGAGUGUCUUCCGAUACUAACCAAGCGCAUUGCCUUUGCACAACUGGUGAUAAUAUAUGUUGGUGCGGUUGUUCGUGGUGGUGACGCUGGACCCGUGAGCCACCCGGUUCAUAUCGCGGCAUGCACGGCCCUUGGAGCGUCGGGUUCGGUCCUGGCUUUGAUACUACCGUACCCUAGACUGGCUGUAACCGAGGUGAAGAAGCAAUUUCAGACAUAUACAGAAAACGCAUCAGAUAGAAGCAAUCUCUACUUAAAAGCAUUUUUGAGUCAAGACAAGUCAACAGCAGAUGAUCUGAUUGCUCAAGCCGAACCAUUAGCGAAAUCCGGAACCAAGCUCAUUCGCCACAUUAACCGCAUCCAGGAAGGCGUAAAGUGGGAAAGACAUCGCGUUCGCGACUUCAAGAAGAGUUACAUGAAAAUGGGAGAUAGAUUAAACAGCAUUGAAACACCGAUUAAUGGAAUGAAAAUGGCGCUAUCCGCCAUUUCUUCUUUUCCCGUUGGUAUUGUUAACGACGAGUUAAAAACGUACUUGCAAAGCGAACAGGUUAAACAAAUGCUAAAACUCGAGCACGCCAAGUGUUUUGUACCGUAUGAUGAUGCGGUUACUGUUCCCGAAAAUAAAAACCAAUUAUUCGACAAAUCCGUACACCCGAUUACCUCCGUUUCGCCGAACCACAAAAACCUACCCGUGUUUUUCUUCUUGUCAUGCUUUGAACAACUUAUAAACAACUCAACCAUAAACCCUAAACCCGAGUCACUCAACGGUCAAAAAACCAAUAACAUUAACGUAUCCGAAGAAUCAAAAAUCAAGGAAACCAUGACUCAAUGGUGUAAGGAUAGGUUCGUAUUUGCUUUAAAAUGCUCGGUUUCAUUGGGCUUCGCGAUACUUCUCGGCAUGUUUUUCGACAAAAAGAACGGGUAUUGGUCGGGGCUCACAAUAGCGAUCAGUUUCGUAGAAGGAAGACAACCGAUUUUUACGGUUGCAAAUAACCGAAUACAAGGAACAGCAAUCGGUUCGGUUUAUGGUGUACUAGGUAGUUGUCUUUUAAACCAAAUGGCUGAAAUAAGGUUUAUUAUUAUUCUACCUUGGAUUGUUUUCACAAGCAUGUUACAAAACAGUCAAAUGUACGGCGAAAGUGGCGGUAUAGCAGCGGUGAUCGGAGCACUUUUGAUUCUCGGACGGAAAAACUACGGCCCGCCAAGAGAAUUCGCCAUUGCUAGAUUAACCGAGGUUUCCAUCGGGCUUUUUUGCAUGGUUUUGUUGGAGAUUAUACUUCAACCGGUUAGACCAGCAACUUUGGUCAAACGUCAAGUGGCCCGAUGUUUGAGAACAUUAGAUGAAUGCAUAAAUCAAAUUCCGGAUUUUCUUUCGGUGAAUGAAAAGAUCAAGAGACUUAAAUCCGAUAUAAACGGAUUGAAAAACUUGAUUAAAGAUGCGAAAUCCGAGCCUAGCUUCUGGUUUCUACCGUUUAAGGCUUCGUGCUACGAGAACACGCAAGAACGGUUAUCAAAUAUUGUUGAUUUAAUGCAGAUUAUGAUUUAUAACACGCGGUUUAUCGCAAGUAUGUCGCAAAGUUGCGAGGGUGGGCGGAAAGAGCUUCAAGAACACAUUGUGAGCAGUUUGAAUAUUUUGAAGGAGACCACGAGUCCGUGCGUCAAGCGUUUACAGAAGAUAGCUCUGGUCAAGUCAAACGACGUCUUUGACCAAGAGAGUGAAGGAUUCUUUGACUUAGAGUUGGGAAGUCAACCGACUUCCGAAGCAGGUUCCAAACUUGUGGACUCUUUUGUUGAACACAUGGAAGAAGUCAAGGAUACGAUUCAGGGUGACGAAGAGUGCAAAAGAAAAGCCGUUUUUCACUUGAACUCUUUGGGGUUUUGCAUCGGAUGCCUUGUGAGAGAAGCAACGAAUGUUGAAAUAUGUGUUAAGAAGAUGAUUCGAUGUGAGAAUCCCGACAUACAGGUGGAGUUUAUUAAAAAAGCUAGUUACAAAAACGACAUGGUAAAUUCAUCGUGAAUUUAGCAGCAUACGUGUGAGACUAACCGACGGACAGCAGGGGUAUUGAAUUUGAAUGAACAAUAGUAUAUGUCAGAGAUCAUUGGUUCGGCAGAUGAUGAAGUACUCUUGACAAUAUGUAGAAUAGAUAGAGAGAUUAGCAUUUAGCAAAUAAGUGUGUAUGCAUAUGUAAUUUGAAAAGAAACAUGAUUUAAUGAAAGCUUCUGGUAACAAACUACAUGAGCUUAAACGUUUGAAGACGAAAAGUUUUUUUUUCA
This is a messenger RNA of Helianthus annuus (common sunflower), 2796 nucleotides long. RefSeq lists its product as uncharacterized. Gene Ontology annotation, cellular component: plasma membrane. Gene Ontology annotation, molecular function: transmembrane transporter activity. Lineage: Eukaryota; Viridiplantae; Streptophyta; Magnoliopsida; Asterales; Asteraceae. The record is from RefSeq and is a predicted model, not a curated record. The transcript is spliced from 3 exons. Bases 155 to 2539 code for a protein of 794 amino acids. Gene Ontology annotation, biological process: transmembrane transport.